Molecule: messenger RNA, 2630 nt
Organism: Cricetulus griseus (Chinese hamster)
Lineage: Eukaryota; Metazoa; Chordata; Mammalia; Rodentia; Cricetidae
Source: RefSeq, a predicted model, not a curated record
GCCGGGAGGACGGGAGGGGAGCUGGGGGAGGGGCUGUCGGGCAGCGGCUCAGGAGGAGCUCAGGGCUCCUCGCGAAAGUGCGGCCAGAGCCCGGAAGCGUCUGCAGGCCCUGGUGCCGGGAGGAGACGUGGAGGCCUUUCGGGGAACCACGACGACUUCAACGGUGACGCAUUUGUGCAAAAUGAUACAGAUGUAUCUAUUUAAAUUCCGUCUGGAAGGCAGGAGCCAUCCUAUCCUAUCCGCCUGCAAGUGCUCCACGCAACUAGAAAUCAGGAACAGCAGCCAAGAGGGUUAUAAAAAUAAUUAAUAACAAUAAUUAGAAAGCCGCGCGGAGGCUGGGAAGGUGGUAGGUCUCCUGGCUCAUUGCUUCAGCAUCACCGCCCCACGCCUUUCUUUCUCAGCACGAGCUUGAGUCAUUUUCUAUGAAAUCGGUGACUAAGAGAGAUGCAGCAUAUUGCACCCCCAAGCUAGCCACAAAGAGGCGAGCCCUCGUCAGGAGACCGCAAAUGUUGUUUGUGCUCCCCCUGCAGGCGACAUUGUCCGAGGCUUCCUUUCUUUCCCAAAGGUCUCUCCAAAAGUAUUCGUUUGUGAUCCUUGAGAUACGAUGAUGUGUCCUCAUGCUCUGAGAUUUGGCCAGGGAUCCAGGGCCAACCCUGCGCCUCUGUCUGGCAAGUCCGGAAACACUUGUCUGGCCAGGACCAUUCUGUGGCCCACGGCUGCUUAACACUCACGGCACUGGAGCGAAGGCGCAGACUGCGCUGACCCUACACCACACGCCAUCCCCAGCUUGCUGACAGGGAAGUCGCUUCCAUUCACGGAUUCACAGUGGUAGAAAUUGCUGUGCUGAGAGGCGCGUGGGGUCAUUUAGGCCCUCGCCCUCGGGUUUGGGGCGAGAAAAACUGGUACCUGGGAAGUAGUUACAAAAAGUCUUCCUUUUAAUUCCUGGCAGUCAAGGAUUUCAGGAGCACUUGAGGAAAAUGCUCACUGAGAAGUGCUCAUUUCAUUUUCAUGACACCCCCCCCCCCCGGACCAAUUCUCAAAUCCUAAACCCGAUUCCAAAUCUACCAGGAAGAUUUCGAGUAUCAUGUAAAGUUUCUGGUGAAAGUAUGGGGAACAUCUCUCUAUACCCUGCCCACCGUGUUUGAGUAGAGAGGUUCUUGCACUGACUGCGUUGAUAAAUCUGAAAGUUACUUCGUAAGUUCUCAAAGGCUAAGAAAGGCAAUCAAUUGCCUUGAAGUCUGAUCUUGCCACUUUUUAGUGGCGGGGUGGAAGGGAAGGUUUGCUGCCUGAAAGACGGUUAGCUCAGGCCACCUUUGCAGAGGCUAGUAUUCUGAAAGGAGGAUCCAUGGACGAGGUGAAAGAGCCACGGGAACCAGCUCUGCGGAAAACUGAAUUUGGUCCAAGCACCAUAAGUUAGCCUUUCUCCGUGCCUCGGUUUUCUGCUCUAAAAAUGUGAGCUCAUCGCACAGGGACCCCAGGUUCUGGAUGGCUGUGGGACGCUCUGGGAAUCUCAGAGCACACUCCAAGUUGGGAACUGAUGUGCCAUGAAUCAUGCAGUGGUGAUUUCAUUGGCGACAGUGACCUCAUUCCCUUGGCCCACAGUAACGCCAAACAGACUGCCAAGAAUAUUGGAGCUCUGGGGACCGUCACACCUGGGAGGAAGUAGAACUUUAGCAGCCCCCUGGACACUGUCAAAAUUGGAGACACUAAGGGUCCACAGAUUCUCCCUCUACCCACUUCCUGAGAGCAGCCAUGGCCCUGACCGACCUCGAUGUGCAGAAACAGAUCAAACACAUGAUGGCUUUUAUCGAGCAAGAAGCCAAUGAGAAGGCAGAGGAGAUCGACGCCAAGGCAGAGGAAGAGUUCAACAUCGAGAAAGGCCGCCUGGUGCAGACCCAGCGGCUGAAGAUCAUGGAUUACUACGAGAAGAAGGAGAAGCAGAUCGAGCAGCAGAAAAAAAUCCAGCUGUCCACCAUGAGAAAUCAGGCACGGCUCACGGUCCUGAGAGCCCGAGACAAUCUCAUCUUGGAACUGCUCAAGGAAGCGAAGGUAAGGCUCAGUAAAAUUGUGUUGGAUCUAGAUAUUUAUCAGGAGCUGCUGGAUAAACUCGUGCUCCAAGCCUUGAUCCGGCUGCUGGAGCCUGUGAUGAUCGUCCGAUGCAGGCAACAGGACCUCCACCUGGUGGAGGCUGCGGUGCAAAGAGCCAUCCCUCACUACAUGAUCCUCUGCCAGAAGCAUUCAGAAGUCCAGGUUGACCGAGAGGCAUACUUGUCUUCGAAUGCCGCUGGAGGGGUGGAGGUCUAUAGUAACGAUCAGAGAAUAAAGGUUUCCAAUACCCUGGAAAGUCGACUGAAUCUCGCAGCCCUGGAAAAGAUGCCAGAGAUACGAAAGACUUUGUUUGGGGUCAAUGCCAACAGAAAGUUCUUUACAUAGGCGCUGGAAAGGGAAGCUUGUGUUGAACUGCAAAGUCUUUAAAAAAAAAGUCUUGAGUCAUUGGGACAAAGGGAACGGGGCGGGGGAGGGGGGAACGAGUCUUACUCUUUGGAAGCUCUGGUGUUGGUUCCUAGCUUUGAGUAGCUACAAGAAUUACACAUGGAUAACUUUGGAAUAAAGCCCAAAUGAUGCCCAGA